Messenger RNA from Verruconis gallopava, 1544 nucleotides. RefSeq lists its product as uncharacterized. The transcript is spliced from 2 exons. Bases 208 to 1248 code for a protein of 346 amino acids. The record is from RefSeq and is a predicted model, not a curated record. Gene Ontology annotation, biological process: biosynthetic process. Gene Ontology annotation, molecular function: acyltransferase activity, transferring groups other than amino-acyl groups. Lineage: Eukaryota; Fungi; Ascomycota; Dothideomycetes; Venturiales; Sympoventuriaceae.
GUGAAUCAUGUGAGAAGAAGAUGGGCGGAGACCUCCCUCGAGAGAUGGCUUGAUGGUCGCAUGUCGUCUGGGAGAGGACCAUCUCGACCCGUUCGGCGGAUCUAGUCCCAGAGCAACCAGUUUCCGCCGCUUGUCUUGCUCCUUGGCUCCGGUCACCACGAAUCGAACGAGGCUGUACGGCGCUGUCAGAUACGGCAAGUCGGCGAGAUGGCACAAGGCGACGUCCAGCUGUACGACCUGGGCGACUUCCAGCUCAAGUCCGGCGAGAUCCUGCCCAAGGCCCAGAUAGCGUACAAGACCUUCGGCUCUCCCAGCAACCCGGCCAUCAUCUAUCCCAGCUGGUACUCCGGCAGCAUCUCAGACAACGAAUGGCUUAUCGGCGCCGACAAGACGCUCAACCCGGAUAAGUACUUCAUAAUCAUCACCGCCCUGUUCGGCAACGGACAGUCCACCUCGCCGUCCACCCGUCCGGACAUCAGGCCCUUCCCGCACGUGCUCUUCUACGACAACGUGCGGGCCCAGCACCAGCUGGUGACGCAGGGCCUGGGCAUCCAGCACGCGCGCGCGGUGCUGGGAUGGAGCAUGGGCGCGGGCCAGACGUACCAGUGGGCGACGCAGUACCCGGACUUCAUGGACCUGAUCGUGCCCUUCUGCGGCAGCGCGCGGACGAGCCCGCACAACCAGGUCUUCCUCGAGGGCGUCAAGGCCGCCCUGCUGGCCGGCCACGGCUCCUCGUCGCUGGGCAUAUGCCAGCCGGCCUCGGCACGCUCCUGGACGGCCGCCCAGCGGGAGACGGGCCUGAGGGCGCUCGCCCGCGUCUACGCCGGCUGGGGCUUCAGCCAGGCCUUCUACCGCGAGAAGCUGUACGCCACCGCGCUCGGCUUCAAGGACCUGGAAGACUUCAUGGUCAACUUCUGGGAGGCCUGGGCUCUCGCCAAGGACCCGGAGAACCUGCUCGUCAUGCUGCACACCUGGCAGAGCGGGGACUGCUCGGCGCAGGAGCCGUACGACGGCGACUUCGACAAGGCCAUGAAGGCCAUCAAGGCGAAGGCGUUGGUCCUCCCUGGCCUGACCGACCUGUACUUCCCACCGGAAGAUAGCGAGAUCGAAGUCAAGGCCAUGAACCCGGGCGUUGGGAAGAUGGUGCCCUUCCCCAGCAUCUGGGGCCACUGGGCUGGCGGUCCAGGCGACAACCCAGAGGACGUCAAGUGGUUGGACGAUCAGCUGAGAGAGUUCUUCGCCCAGUAGGUCGAAGGGCGCUUGAAGUGUUUCUGUAUUGUGAUCGAUGAGCAUGACUUGAGUAGCUGGCCUGGAGACAGUACGUGAUAAGACAAAGCAUGAGAGGAGACAGAGAGAGAGAGAGAGAGAGAGAGAGGGACAAUUGCCUUUUCUAAGACUGUCAACUACCGCCAUUUCUUUUAGUGUUGCAGACAGACAACUAAAAAAAGAAGACAAAAAACCCUAUAAUACAUCUCACGCGCGCCCAUGUAUACCUAGUCAAAGCAAGAGAGUAAAAAAAAAGCGAGGUACUUCAUGCCGUCUAU